AUGCUUCAAUGUCGAGUUAUUCAAGGAAAAGAACAAUAUCAAUUAAUUCCGGCUUCACAACAAAUCGAUUAUAAUAAUAUUAAUUGUCAAAAUAGUCAAAUAUUUGAUUUUAAUGAAAUACACAAUAACAACACCUCAUCUUCAUCACAAUUGCCACUUCUUUUAAUGAAAAAUAUCUCGUUACCCAUUUCAAAAUCUCUUCUUCAAAAUCCAACUUCAUUAUGUAAACCACAUCAAACUAUAGAAUAUAGCAAUACUGCUAAUUUUCAAAAUGAUAAUGAUCAACAAAAUAUUGGUCCUCUUGACCAAGAACUGUUCAAUUUUGAACAAGACAUUUUAAAAGAUAAUAACUAUUCAUCGAUUGUUUUUGAUUUGAAGAAAAUUCGUAAUUCAUCUAAUGAUACAUCAUCGGUUCUAUGUACACCUGUUCAUUUAUCAAUUAUAACAGAUUAUCAAUUGCGCGAACCGAUUCUAGACAAGAUUAAUCCAGAGAAACAAACAGAAAAAGUUCAAGAAACAAAUCAACUUCAAUCGAUUAUUCAAAUGACUGAAUCAUAUUGCGAUACAGAUAAGAAUUUACAAACGACACAAGUGAUAUCGAGCGAUGAUCCUCAUAAUACGGAAGAAGUUGCUGAUGAAUAUAAUUCAAUGGAAAUCGAUACAGAUUUAAAUCGAGUUGAUUCUACUACAUUUCUAUCAUCAACUACUGGUAACACCUCAAAUGUCAACAUCGAUGAUAUUCCUGGUGUACACAGAGACACCGACGCUAGUAUAUCAUUUCUUGAUACAACAACAUCAACUUCAGGUUCUACUAUUGCUAUUAAAUCUAAAUUAGAUCGGCAAAAUAAACACCUCGAUAUUGGUAAAUCAUUAAUUUCCAGUGAAGUACAUGAAGGUGAUUUAAAUGAUAAGUUGGUUUUUAUGGGCGAUUGGUUUGCUACGAAGAAUCUAAAAGGUAUAGUAAGUUUAACAAAUGGUUAUCUUAAUGGACGUCCUGAAAAUGGUACUCAACAACAAAAGCACUUUGCCAGUGCCCUGGCAAAAUAUGGUAUCGAUUUUACUGAUUUCGAUCAGUCUUUCAAAAAAGAAAAAGCUGAAAGUCUUCCACGGACACUUGAUGUAUCAGAUAUUAAACAAUCUUCUUAG
Molecule: messenger RNA, 1146 nt
Organism: Rotaria sordida
Lineage: Eukaryota; Metazoa; Rotifera; Eurotatoria; Philodinida; Philodinidae
Source: the annotation of a GenBank genome assembly